This is a messenger RNA of Helobdella robusta, 495 nucleotides long. RefSeq lists its product as hypothetical. The coding region runs from base 1 to 495 and encodes 164 amino acids. The record is from RefSeq and is a predicted model, not a curated record. The transcript has 3 exons. NCBI's taxonomy places the organism in Eukaryota, Metazoa, Annelida, Clitellata, Rhynchobdellida, Glossiphoniidae.
AUGAACAACAACAUCAACAACAACAACAUCGUCAACAGAGCAUUACCUAUGACAAAUCAUCCUCCAGUUGCAUCGUUAAUACGUGUCUAUCACAAGAAAAACUUGCUUAGCAGACCGCGAACUGAACAUACGACAGGAAGGGGUGGACAAACUGGCCAAAAAUACACCAGUAAAGUUUUGGAGGCUGAUAAAACGAACAACAACAUCAACAACAACAUCAACAACAACAACAACAUCAACAACAACAACAUCAACAACAACAACAUCAACAACAACCAAGAUGAUGUCUUCAUGAAAGUUGUGAAUGCCUACCUGAACAACAACCCGAAAAACACCAAAGAACACGAAUCAUACGUGGAGGCCAAACAGGAUCUAACUAAUCACCACAAUGCCAAGAUCAACAAAUCAAACACCUCACAAAUACAUGGCAAAAUACCUAUAGUAGUACGCUCAACAAAUAUUCCGUAUACAAAAGUACCUGGAAUUGAAAUAUAG